AUGGCCCUUUCUCCCGCCGAAAGAGCAUACAUAUAUGAUUCGUUGGUUUCCCCACAGAUUGCAAGAACAGACUCUAGAAAGCCAACACAGUUUCGUCCGCUAAAGGCCACGUGUUCCUUUUUACCGAACUCAAACGGUUCGUCUCGAAUUUCCACUGUAGAUGGUCUUGAAUGCAUUACAAGUGUGAAAGCAAGUGUGCUACGAACAAACAACAUUGAUGAACUUAUUCAGGUUGAUGUGGAUAUACAAGGCCAAAGAGACGACUCGGAUUUGUGUGUUGGCAUUUCCAGCGUUCUCAGUCGGGCACUAACAAGCAAUAUGGACAGAUCAAAGCUCAGACUCACUGAUAAAUACAGCUUUCAGUUGUUUAUAGACGUGGUGGUAUUGUCCAUACCGGUUGACUUUCAGACUUCUUCAUACACACUUUACUCACUUAUAUCACUUGCAUCGAUGGGUUGCUACCUUGCUCUAAGGUCCACAAAGCUCCCGCUUUUAGUUUCAACUACAAAUGACAAGGAGGUGGAGGAAGAACCAACAUUUUCCGAUGAUUGGGAGUCUUGUGUUGAUCUCAUCCCAAACGACUCUGAUGCACUUCCUACACUCAUGUUUGUCGUUGGCAUUGUGGGAAAUAACGUUAUUGCUGAUCCCUCAUUGGAGGAGCAGCAGGUGGCAGAGUCUGGCAUGUGCAUAGGAUAUAAUAAAGGAAACAUUGCGGCUCCAGUGCAGUCUGUUUCACUUUCAACUGUUGAUGGUAAAGGUUUCAGCGAGAAAGCACUUCUGAGAUCAUUUGAUCUUGUUAGACAGAUGGGUAGUGCAGUGACAAAUGCCCUUGAUACAAUAGCUGCACAGAAUCCCGGCGAAGUUGAAGCUGCGUUUUGA
Molecule: messenger RNA, 879 nt
Organism: Brettanomyces bruxellensis
Lineage: Eukaryota; Fungi; Ascomycota; Pichiomycetes; Pichiales; Pichiaceae
Exons: 1
Coding region: 1-879 (292 amino acids)
Biological process (GO): exonucleolytic trimming to generate mature 3'-end of 5.8S rRNA from tricistronic rRNA transcript (SSU-rRNA, 5.8S rRNA, LSU-rRNA); TRAMP-dependent tRNA surveillance pathway; U4 snRNA 3'-end processing
Cellular component (GO): nuclear exosome (RNase complex); cytoplasmic exosome (RNase complex)
Source: RefSeq, a predicted model, not a curated record